This is a messenger RNA of Cooperia oncophora, 939 nucleotides long. Lineage: Eukaryota; Metazoa; Nematoda; Chromadorea; Rhabditida; Trichostrongylidae. The record is from the annotation of a GenBank genome assembly.
AUGGAGCUUUUAGAUCCAUAUUCAUCUACUCAUUCCGAAGGAGCUACCGAUAUUCCACAGUGCUCAUUAAGUUCGGACCAUUUCGUCGGCCGAAUAAAUGUAUCUUUCGAAGAAAUCCCUUUGGAGCAAUUGGAGGAGAUGUACAAUUACUUGGAGCCAGGUGGUCACAAUAUUCCGGACGAUUGUCGGGCUGCGAACCGUAUAGCAGUAAUCGUUCCGUAUCGGGACAGACAAUCUCACCUUCGUAUACUUUUGAAUAAUAUGCACCGAUUCCUCACAAAACAAAAGUUGGACUAUUCCAUUAUAGUGGUGGAGCAAAUCGAAAAUCAAACGUUUAAUCGAGCUAAGUUGCUCAAUGUUGGGUUUAUGGAGGCCAACAAAAUCUACAAAUGGCAAUGUUAUCUGUUCCAUGAUGUGGACCUUCUACCGGAAGAUGACCGUAAUUUGCACACUUGUCCUACCAAUAAUCCACGGCAUAUGGCAGUAGCAGUGAAUAAAUUUGACUACAAAGAUGUUUGGCAUGAGCUCGGCACUUACGUUGGAUCAGUUCAAGAAGAACGAAUGGAUUUUCAAAUCGAUACUGGGGAUGGGGUGGCGAAGAUGACGACAUGUAUAAGAGAAGAGGCAUCAGCACUGAUUGAUAGUAACGAGCAGAAAGCCCUCACCAAGCCGCCCAGUAUUCUGUACAUCAUCAUUCGAAAAUUCAACAAUAGAACUACACAGUUUAGGAUCGAAUUUGCUGGAUAUAAGUUGUUACUCCUUUUCAGGUGUCGACACAAGUUGCUAGAACAUACGAAAAAGGACUGGAGAAGUGACGGCUUGAACACAUUGAAUUACAAAGUUGUUAAUAUUACUUUUGAAAAUCUGUUUACUCACAUCGUAGUUGAUUUGUUAGAGGCAACAGAAAGACCUCCUCUCGAGAAACUAUUUUGCCACUAA